UUGAUGCAGUAAGUUGCUAUAAUAUCUAUUUGACUACACAGUAGUCUCCUCUUAGCCAUGGUUUUCUUUUCUAUGGCUUCAGUUAUCCAUAGUCAACCAUGGUUUGAAAAUAGGUGUGUAUGGUACAGUACAAGAUAUUUUGUGUGAGAUUGUGUUUGGAAAUGCGGAGAAACUUUCCCGUGUUGCGGGCUAACAAUGGACACUCAGAAGGAUGUUCAACCUCCAAAGCAGCAACCAAUGAUAUAUAUCUGUGGAGAAUGUCACACAGAAAAUGAAAUAAAAUCUAGGGAUCCAAUCAGAUGCAGAGAAUGUAGAUACAGAAUAAUGUACAAGAAAAGGACUAAAAGAUUGGUCGUUUUUGAUGCUCGAUGAAACCUGGGAAUUCAGAGGAAUGUCUUCACUUAUACUUAGAUUUGCUCUCUCAAUGUUUUUAAUUGUUGUAUAGCUUUCGAUUUUGCAUACAGUAGUUUCCCCUUAUCUUCAGGGGAUGCAUCCCAAGGCCCCCAGUGGACUCCUGAAACCUCAGAUAGUACCAAACCUUUAUACACCUUUUUUCUAUAUAUACACACCGAUGAUAAAGUGUAAUGUAUAAAUUAGGCAUAACAAGAGAUUAAUAAAAUAGAACAAUGAUAACAUACUGUAAUAAAGUUACAUGAAUGUGGUUGGUCUCUGUUGCUCUCAAAAUACCUUCUUAUACAGUGUACGGUGCUCACCUAUUUUCGAAUGUAGUUGACUACAGGUAACUGAAACCACAGAAAGGAAACUUGGAAUGAGUGAGGCACUGCUGUACUUAGGAAUACAACUAUAUAUAUAUGAUUUUAUUUUUAAGACCAAUUGUAUUUACUACUAUUUUGUAUAAAGCAAUUUUUUGUUCCAUUACACGGCUUUUUGUUUUACUCUAUAUGUAAUCUGACACACAAUUAAGGGUAAAGUUGCUUACCUGAAUCAAACUUUUAAUGAAAACCUAGAAUCAUCUGCAGUGCUUGUUAAAAAUGCAAGUUUCUAGAACCCUUUGAAGUUCUGAUUAAAUAAAUUUAUUGGAAACCAAAAAAAAA
Callithrix jacchus (white-tufted-ear marmoset) is the source of this 1055-nucleotide messenger RNA. RefSeq names its product DNA-directed RNA polymerases I, II, and III subunit RPABC4. Gene Ontology annotation, biological process: DNA-templated transcription. Gene Ontology annotation, cellular component: RNA polymerase I complex; RNA polymerase II, core complex; RNA polymerase III complex. Lineage: Eukaryota; Metazoa; Chordata; Mammalia; Primates; Cebidae. Gene Ontology annotation, molecular function: zinc ion binding; DNA binding. The record is from RefSeq and is a predicted model, not a curated record.